Molecule: messenger RNA, 1684 nt
Organism: Adelges cooleyi (spruce gall adelgid)
Lineage: Eukaryota; Metazoa; Arthropoda; Insecta; Hemiptera; Adelgidae
Gene: fl(2)d
Product: pre-mRNA-splicing regulator female-lethal(2)D
Exons: 5
Coding region: 341-1531 (396 amino acids)
Biological process (GO): regulation of alternative mRNA splicing, via spliceosome
Cellular component (GO): nucleus
Source: RefSeq, a predicted model, not a curated record
UGUCUUGUUUUUACUUUUGUUUUCAAAACAAAAUUAUUUCACUGAAUCUUUUUCUGACUGCUAUUGGCUGGUUUUGAUCAUUUUUCCAAUUUCAAAUAUAAAAUUUAAGUAUAAUUUAAUACUCAUUUUCUAGCAAAACAUAUUAAAUUUAUCUUAAAUAAAUGAAAAAUCGAAGACCGUGCAUAUUGCAUAGAUGUAGAUGUUCAGUGGAGUAUAAAUGCAUUUAAGAAGUUUUGAUUAACUGUUUACCUAGUGCCCAUUUAAUUUUAUAUUAGUGUUUUCAUAAUUUGUAUAAUAUAUAUAUAUAUAUAAAUCUUAUUGUGCGAUUUUGUGCAAAAACAUGGUCGAAGAAAGUCGAACAAGUUUUGGACAGGUGGACGUCAUUGAUGACGACAACAUGGUUCGACUACCGCGACAGCGAAUUGUCGAUUUGUAUAAAAACGCUAUGUCGCGCGUUCGCGUUUUAGAAGCAAAAGCAAAUGAAGCUACUAUAUGUAGUAGGUGUAACAAUAGGUGUGACAAAAAAGAGCGUACCGAUCAAGCUUUUCGAGAGCUAAUGUUGCGCGAGAAAGUCCUUUUAAGGAAAUUAGCUAUUAAAGAGCAAGAAAUCAAUGAUUAUGCUGCUCAGUUGUCAGCUUUACAAAAUUCUAUUCAAAGCAAGUCCCUAUCUUCACUAAAAUGUCCACUACAAGAUCCAGCUGUUAAUCUACUGGUUCAAAAGUUACGACAAGAUUUAAGUGACACUAAGACUAGGUUAGAAGAAACUCAAAGUGAAUUAAAUGCCUGGAAAUUUACACCAGACAGCAAUACUGGGAAAAGACUGAUGGCCAAAUGUCGAUUAUUAUACCAAGAAAAUGAAGAACUCGGCAAAAUGGUUAACAAUGGGAGAAUUGCUAAACUCGAAGGUGAAUUAGCUCUUCAAAAAAACUUUAGCGAAGAAGUAAAAAAAUCACAAUCAGAAUUGGAUGAGUUUCUGCAAGAUUUGGAUGAAGAUGUUGAAGGAAUGCAAAGUACAAUAUAUUUUCUACAGAAUGAAUUACAAAAAAUUAAAGGUUCUAAACAAAAUUGUAACAGUUCAGAAGAAAAAGAAGCUAACCCAAAGACUGCAAUUAAUGGUGUUAAAAACAAUAAUGCCAUUAAUAUAGAACCAAAGUCAAAAACUGAAUCAUUGCCUACAUUUGAAGUCAUCGACGGUAGUGUUGAACAAAAGUCACAAAAUAAGUACGAAAAACCUAAAAGCACAAAACAUCAAAAUGACAAUAGUAAUAGUGAUAGUGGUAAUACGCCCAAAGUAAAGAAACAUAGAUCAUCCAAGGUCUCAAAAAGAUUAGACUCGAGUGAAAAAGCACACAAGAGUAAACAAAAAGCAGAUGGAAUCACUGAUGAAAAAGUAGUACUACUGAAAGCUGAAAAGAGGCCAUCAAUCAGAGAUAAAACAGUCCAAAAACGUCCAAAAAGUGAUAAUACAAAUAGCACAGAAGUAAAAACAGCACCUACAGCAACAGUGAAUGGACUACCGAACGGUUCAUAAUUUUAUUGUUAUAAUAUUAUGUAAAUGUUAUUAUUUUUUUUUUAAUGUUGAUAGAAAAUAAUUUUUGAAUUAUUUUUUGGACGUUCAUUUUAUAUAUUUAGAUUUAAAUAAAUCCUAUAAUAAAUUAUUACAAAAGGUUUAAAAAUAAUAAAU